Messenger RNA from Morone saxatilis (striped sea-bass), 2503 nucleotides. It is a transcript of the gene tmem187, whose product is annotated as transmembrane protein 187. Gene Ontology annotation, cellular component: transport vesicle. The coding region runs from base 64 to 858 and encodes 264 amino acids. Lineage: Eukaryota; Metazoa; Chordata; Actinopteri; Moronidae. The record is from RefSeq and is a predicted model, not a curated record. The transcript has a single exon.
AUACACAGAACACACAGCAGCGUUUAGAGCUCUAUUGUAGGACAUGUUUUAUUACAGGCAGUGAUGAAGUCGGCUCUGCUUCACGUUUCGGCGCCCUUCGUGCUCUGUGUCGCGCUGGCGAACACCAGUCUGUUCGACGGAGUUGAGGUGGACUUGUCUUAUGACCACUAUGCGGAGCAAAGGAUCGACUAUCUGCCCGGGUUCCUGGCGAUGCCCUGUAACUGCCUGGUGAACCUGGCCUACAUCUACAUAGGGCUGUACUGGCUGCUGUGGCGCGGAGGCAUUGGUGAAACGGAAGAGAGCCGGUACAUGAGAGAGGUGUUCGCCUUCAUGGCUGUCCUCUAUGCGCCUGUGCAGUGGACGCGCUUGGCGGUGCUGCGUCGCGCUCCCGCCGUGCUCGACCAGUGGUUCACGUUACCGAUCUUCGCGUGGGUUCCGGCGUGGAUCUGCUUCGUAGAGCGCGGGCCGGCGAAGUGGCGCGCGUCUGACGCGGCGGCGCUCGAGCUGCUGUCUCUCCUCAGCUACGGCUUGGCGCUGGCGCACGAGCGGGGCUUUGAGGGGGCGCUGGGCUGUCACGUUGCGCUCGCGGUGUACAAGGGAGUGCGCGUGCAGCGGGAGCGCGGGGACGGCCGCACGCGGGGAUACUUGCUGCUGGCGGUGCUGUCGUGUGCAGGGUUCGUGCUGCUGAAGCUGCUGGACCACUGGCUCGCUCGGUACCGGCUCUUCCAGCGGCUCACCGGACACUUCUGGUCCAAAGUGUGCGACGUGCUACAGUUCCACUUCAGCUUCUGCUUCCUGACCUCGCUGACUCAGAAGACGCAGGGGACACAGGGGAAGACAGCAGCACAGCGGGACUGACAGACCAGCAAGUGUAUAAGAGGGAAAGUCAUGAGACGCUUUAAUUAAACUGUGAAAAACAAUUCAUCUAAGACAUACAGUGUCCCCUGUGGGAUAUUAAAGCACCACCAGCUAAACAUUCUCCAUGUAUACACAUUAACACCCUUGUCCAAAUAUUAGGGCAGUGGGUCCCAACCCCCACUAGGGGUCACCAAAGCUUCAUAGGGGUCGCAAGGCCUUCUUGAUUUUAAGGGGUGAUAUAAGACUUAAAAAAAAUACACACUAGGGCUGUAUCUCAGCAUUUCGUUCAAUUCUGUAAGGAAAAUUGAAAUAAAUGAUUUAUUAUUUAAGAUUUAAGCUUUAAAGGCCUGAACCCAAAGAGCUAAUAGAACAAUAGCCAAAUGUCAGGUAGAAAAAAUUGAACUUGUCCACAAAAAAAGCCUAAUAUGAGAGAUUGUUUAAAACAUCCCUAAAAAUAUCAGGAAAACUCAUCCCUGAUGCGAUAUUCACAGGAAAUAAUCUGUUCAAAAUGUGCUUGUUUUGCAUAAACUCCAUAAACUGAAAUAUGUCACUUAGUCAGGGGUUGUCAGUUCAUGCAAUGACAGAAAAGGGGUCCCUUAAAAAACACAACCUAUAGCCCUAUAUUAGGGCUGUAGGUAGUGGUUUUCAUACUGGGGUCCACUGACCAACAUGAGUGGGUCCCCAUCAAAAGGAGAAGUAGACUUUUUUAAUCAAAUUUUUUGGAAGUUGGGACAAUGAAAGAAAUAGGCUUGACUGUUUUGAUUGAUUGUAAUUUAUAAUGAUCCAGUUUGAUUAUUGAUUCACCAUGAAGACUUUAGUAUCUUAACACCUAAAAAUGAGUCAGAAGUCGCACCCCUACCUACUGACUAGAUUUAGAUCCAAAAGAACUAGAAAUAUGAAUUUGGACUCUGUUGAGUAUACUCAAACACUUACUAACUAACCAUUAGCCACGUUUACCCAUCCUAAUAAUUUAAAUAUAAAAAGUUUUAUAAUCAAUUAAGUUCUUUUAUUGUAGUCAAAAAUGUAACAUCUAAUUUAGUACAAUCUGUAGACACGACUGUGGUUGCUUGGUGAUAGUAAUGUUACUAGACCAACGUCUCAUCUGCUGCAUCUGCUCUGAGUUUGUGGUUGAAUUUGUUUCUGAAACUGUAUAGAUAAGUGCCUGAUCCAUAAAAAGUAACAUUUACAUUCAAAUGCUUCUUGUGUCAUGUACUAAAUCUUGUGAUGUUUCUGUGAAUGUGAAGUUAUGUUGAUCGCCAUUUCUGAGGAUAAAGCUAAACUUGAUGGACCCGACAUGAUGGAGCACAGAGAUGGAGCUUGUGAUGCACAAUUUCACAAAUUAGGUUUUAGGACAGUUCACAUGGGAUAAAUUGACAUGAUGUAGACGUGUGCCUUUCAGAUAUCUUACAAAUGAAAUGUUUGAGGGCCAUGCUUAUGGGCUGAUGAUUUGGUGACCUUGUGCACUAGGGCUGCACAAUUAAUUGCAAUAUUAUCAGAAUCAUAAUAUGGCCAAGUGCAAUAUGCCAAUCGCAAGUAGCUGCACAUUUUUGAUAAAAGUUAAGUUAUAUAUGUAUAUAUCUAUAUAUAUAUUCAUUAUAAUGAAGUACUGUAUUGUUGCAGAUUUUCCCUGGCGCACAAAUCUUGU